Molecule: messenger RNA, 2209 nt
Organism: Zerene cesonia (dogface butterfly)
Lineage: Eukaryota; Metazoa; Arthropoda; Insecta; Lepidoptera; Pieridae
Product: GATA zinc finger domain-containing protein 14-like
Exons: 4
Coding region: 244-2073 (609 amino acids)
Source: RefSeq, a predicted model, not a curated record
CGGCAGAGGUCAUAUGUUAUACUGAUAAGGAUUUUUAAUUAGAUGCUGCUAUAAACACGCCCAGUAUGUAGACAGUGAAUAUAUCAUACUCAAUGGACGACCUAACUCCAUUGAUCCUCGAGCAGUCGGGAACGCCGGUUCGCACGAUGGUAUAUAAAGUGAAUUACUAAAAUUGGGACAAAAAUAUUACUAAACCCACAGUUUUUAUUAGUGUUUGUGACCUAGAGAUACAGGAAUAUUGAUAUGGAGGAGACUAAAGCGUCCAUGUUGGAGGUGACAAAAUUCGAUAAGGACCUGUUCAGCGUCGUUCAUUUCAUAGAAAGGCCUCACGAUGACAUUGAAAGUUUGGUCUGUGUGCCUACUAAGUGGGGCAAAAAGAUGCAUGGCUUCACAUAUGUAAAGUAUCCGAUAGAGGAUGCACUUCAGACUGAAAUACGUGUCCGGAAGCAAGAGAAACCCAGCAAAGAAUGGGAUUCGUAUCAAAGCGUCGAGUUGCAUGUUACAGCUACCUAUGAGAAAGCUGAAAAAUUUAUCGCAAAUAGGAAACGGCGAGCAGACAAGAAGUUCAACAAGUCAAACGUCAAAGAUACAAAUAAACUGGCUACCACGAUGAAAGCUCAAACCAAAGAACCAUAUAUUACGAAGCAGAAAGUUGAUAAGCAUAUUGAAGUAUCUAAGAAAUUGCAACAGUUGUUUGGUAGCGACGAAGAUUUUACGACGACGACGGAUGUAACUAACAAAUUAACCCAAACAAAUUUUAAUGAACGUUGCUCAUCAUCCACUCACAUACAAAAUCAACGUGCAAAUUGUUGUCAAGAACAUUCUGGAGCUUUUUCCAAUCCUUGCCCUCAUCACAAUUGUUGUAAUAAACCAACUAGGGUGACUGAAGGAUUUAACAUCUAUAUAAAUGGCAUUCAUGUGAAUGCUUUUCCCCAUAUUGGUGUGAAUAUAGUUCCUACAAGAAACGAAUCCUUCUCCAGCAAUUACAUGCCAGUAAACUACAUGCCUGCAGUAGCACCGAAUGGCCCAGCCCAGAUCCCAAACCAGUAUUGGCAAAACUAUAAUCAUUUUCCUUCUGGGCCAAGUCAAUUACAAUCUGCUAUUGAUUAUGGGAGUAGUGUACAAAAUCAAAUGAACCAAGCAAAUAAUUCACAGAUGCAAAACUACGCGAGUACCGGUCAAAUGGUAUCGCAGCAAGUUCAAACUAACAAUGAGACAACUAAUUCGCAAACACAAACAGACUCAUCUCUAUCUCCAACAAUAACAGAGAUAACUAACAACAAAUGUAGUUCAUCCACGCAAACCGAGUAUGAUUCUAAUAAAUCAUCAGAGAGAGUCAUUCGUAGCAACGAAGGAAGUCCGUCACGCAUGCCCAUGCCGUCUAAUUCGAAUCAAAACACCGAUAAUUAUGUUCAAAGCAGCAACAUACCCGCGUCAAACGAUCAAACAAUGAACAACAGCACUAGUGAGAAAGGAGCCCAAAUAGUAAAUUCAAAUUUUACAUUCCCGAGCGAUGUAACUAUAACGCACUAUAAUUGCGUUCCAAUGACAGAAGAACGAAAAAGACGAAACUACACUUAUAGUCCACACUCUUCAAAUCAUUCUACUUCUAGCCAAAUGGUAAGCGUCAAGGCGCAAUAUGAUAGACGAUAUAAUCCGGUGAUAGAACAGCAGACACAAAAUAAUUCGAAGCGAGUACGGAACGCGGGAACUCAAUCCAAUAAUGCGGGACAAAUAUCAAAUGCCAAUGGAAAUGCACCCCCACCCGUUCAACAUCCAUCCCAAUACAACCCAUCUGUUCCUAUUUGGCAGAUAAAUAAACAACAUCUUCAAACGAACAGACAGGCUAUCCCUGUUCAAGAAAAAUUCACUGUGCAAGGUAAUGUUCAUAACACCAGAGGUUAUAAUAAUACGAGAACAAAUAAUUCGUUACGUGUUUCAACUUCUGUACAUGAACACGAGGCAAUUGCACCUCCAGCAAUCCAAACGAGGAACCAUCAAACAAUCGGAGAUAAAAUAUACAGUCAGAUAGAGGCCCAAAUAUUGGCACUUGACAAGUCGGUCGGAAAGUGAAAAUGAGAACUUUGUAUGUGGGAGUCGAGCACGCUUCGGCACGAAUUGGGCCAGCUCGCACCGGGGAAGUACCACACCCUCACAGAAAACCGGCGUGAAAUAGUGGCAUGCCACUGUGUUUCGUACGGUGAGUGGG